Calliphora vicina (urban bluebottle blowfly) is the source of this 507-nucleotide messenger RNA. Its product is annotated as cuticle protein 16.5-like. The transcript has a single exon. NCBI's taxonomy places the organism in Eukaryota, Metazoa, Arthropoda, Insecta, Diptera, Calliphoridae. The record is from RefSeq and is a predicted model, not a curated record. Bases 47 to 391 code for a protein of 114 amino acids.
UUUAACAAUUCCGAAAGAAUAACGCGCAAAAAAUUCUUCACGCAAAAUGUUCAAAUUAUACGCUGUCUGUUUUUUGGCUUUGUUUGCCGUUGCUUUUGCUGCUCCUAAACCAGCUGUGUUGGCUGCUGCUCCCUUUGCCUACAGUGCUCCUUUGGCUUAUACUGCCGGUGUUCAUGCUGUUCCUGCUGCCUAUACUGCUGGUUAUGUUGCUCCCUAUGCUAGCACCUACAAUGCCUACUCUGUUGCCCACACCGCUGCCUUCCCUGCUGCUUAUGCUGCCGCACCCGUAGUUGCUGCUGCCCCAGCUGUAUACCAUGCUGCUCCCGUUGUAGCUCCUGCUGCUCGCCUGGUAGCUGCCCCAGCUGUGCAUUUCUUGAAGAAGAAGAAGUAAAUUGUUAAUUGAUUGAAGAACUAUGAUCGAAGCGAAAAUAAUAGUGAAAUGUAAAUAUUUUGGAAAAAAAAAUAUAAGAAAUAAUAAAUUUAAAGUCAUUUGUGUAUAAGAUAUAA